CCUCCGCCUCACACCAUCCCAGCACAAACCAGACAGCAGCAGGUGGUGGUGCCAAGCAGCAGCUAGCUAGCUAGCUGUUCAUACAUACAGCCUAGCUGAAGCUCCUCCUUCCUGGCUGCUGCAAGCAUGGCCGCCGCGCUCUUCUCCUUCAGGGCCGCCGCGCUCGCCGCGCUCCUCCUCGCCGUGAUCGCCGCCUGCGGCGCCCGCGCCCAGCAGCAGCCCACCAACGCCUCCGACUCCCAGGAGAGAUCCUUGCUGUCCUACAGCGGCGGCUGGAUCCCGGCCAAGGCCACCUGGUACGGCGCGCCCACCGGCGCCGGCCCCGACGACAACGGCGGCGCGUGCGGCUUCAAGCACACCAACCAGUACCCCUUCUCCUCCAUGACGUCCUGCGGCAACGAGCCCAUCUUCAAGGACGGCAAGGGCUGCGGCUCCUGCUACCAGAUUCGGUGCCUUAAGAGCAACCACCCCGCCUGCUCCGGCGUGCCGCAGACUGUGGUCAUCACCGACAUGAACUACUACCCGGUGGCCAAGUACCACUUCGACCUCAGCGGCACGGCGUUCGGCUCCAUGGCCAACUACGGCCUCAACGACAAGCUCCGCCACGCCGGGAUCAUCGACAUGCAGUUCAGGAGGGUUCCGUGCAACUUCCCCGGCCUGACGAUCAACUUCGUCGUCCAGCACGGCUCCAACCCCAUGUACCUGGCGGUGCUCGUCGAGUUCGAGGACAAGGACGGCGACGUGGUGCAGGUGGACAUCAUGCAGCACAACUCCGGCCACUGGGAGCCGAUGCACGAGUCCUGGGGAUCCAUCUGGAGGAUCGACCCCAACCGCCCGCUCAAGGGCCCCUACUCGCUGCGCAUCACCAACGAGUCCGGCAAGCAGCUGGUGGCCAAGAACAUCAUCCCGGACAACUACAUCCCCAACACCAACUACCGCUCCUACGUCCAGUACUAACUGCGUGCUCCCCGUCGAUCGGAUCGAUUAUAGUGGCCGCCGUUGGCAAUUGCGCUGAGGAUUUUUCACCUCGGUUCCGUUGUUGGUGUGUUUGUGCGUGUGUCCUGAAGGGGUGUGGGAAAUUAGAGGAGGCAAGCAUCAACGUGUGCUCUCCCGCCCACUGUCACUCUACCAUUACCAGUGUGUAACCAGAAGAUUAUGGUUAUAAAUUAUACAUACAGUACGUGUGCUGCUAUAUAUUAACUA
Messenger RNA from Panicum hallii, 1203 nucleotides. Its product is annotated as expansin-B3-like. Bases 127 to 957 code for a protein of 276 amino acids. The record is from RefSeq and is a predicted model, not a curated record. NCBI's taxonomy places the organism in Eukaryota, Viridiplantae, Streptophyta, Magnoliopsida, Poales, Poaceae. Gene Ontology annotation, biological process: sexual reproduction. Gene Ontology annotation, cellular component: extracellular region. The transcript has 4 exons.